Acanthaster planci (crown-of-thorns starfish) is the source of this 511-nucleotide messenger RNA. Its product is annotated as C-type mannose receptor 2-like. The record is from RefSeq and is a predicted model, not a curated record. Lineage: Eukaryota; Metazoa; Echinodermata; Asteroidea; Valvatida; Acanthasteridae.
AUGAGACGUAAAUCUCAACCACGGAGCUCUAUCUCCCUGACAUUUGGUCUACUGACAGUGGUGAUAGGGGCGGCAUCUGCACAGACGGGCGGGUGUGAACCCGGUUGGUCGAGGUCACCUGACAAGUGUUUCGGCUUGUUUGGCAACGACAUCGAUGGGGCAGAGCGCUUAACGUGGUCCCAAGCCGACGAAGCCUGCAGGGCUAUGGGGGCGAAUCUUGCCAAAAUACUGGAGGAAAAAAUGCAACCAAUCCUAUCUGCCAUGUUAGUACAAGCUUCAGCCUCCAACGUCUGGAUCGGUUUGAAUGACCGAACUGCAGAAGGGGUCUACCGAUGGGCUGAUGGUACCCCUCUGACCGGAUUCACAAACUGGGGUCCAAAUCAACCCGAUAACGGAAAUAAUGCCUUCCAGGAGGACUGCAUGUAUCUACGAGCAAACGAGGAUUUCCCAGGUGAAUGGUACGAUGGAUAUUGUGACUAUCCUCGGGCGUACAUCUGUGAGAAGCCUCAAG